CCAAAGUAGCCGAGAAGCAAACAGGGCAUGCUGGGAUGCACAUAGAAUCUGCAAACACCUCUGACCAUACUGGAGACGGAGGGGAAUCUGAGGGCGAUGAAAAGCUUGAAGUUUCGGGUGCCAACGUGUUUAGCCAUUUGGACGAUGAGCCUCAGUAUCAGAUAUCAAAUCGAGACAAGGUGAUUACAUCGUUCAUUGCCGGAGCUCUAGCUGGAUCUCUUGCCAAGACAACCAUAGCCCCACUAGACCGCACAAAGAUUAAUUUUCAGAUCCACAAUGAGCAGUUCUCUUUUCCCAAGGCAGUCAGGUUCCUGGUCAAUAGCUACAAGCAGGACGGCCUGCUCAGCUGGUGGAGGGGCAACUCGGCCACCAUGGCUCGGGUGGUCCCCUUCGCGGCAUUUCAGUACACGGCCCACGAGCAGUGGAAGAUCCUCCUGAGGGUCGACACAAACGAGCGGAGGAGGAAGAGUCACUUCAAGACAUUCCUCUCUGGAUCCCUCGCCGGGUGCACUGCAUCCGCGCUCACCUAUCCUCUAGAUGUCGCACGGGCAAGGAUGGCUGUCUCAAAGCACGAGAGGUAUCGCAACAUUGUUCAUGUGUUCCACGAAAUCUUUCACAAAGAAGGUGCCCUGAAGCUAUACCGGGGAUUUGCACCCACCAUGCUGGGUGUCAUUCCUUAUGCCGGCACAAGCUUCUUCACGUAUGAAACUCUCAAGAGGCUAAGAGCAGAGAGCACGGGCUCUUCGGAGCUGCACCCGGCUGAAAGGCUCGUGUUUGGGGCCCUGGGGGGCCUCAUCGGCCAGUCGAGCUCCUACCCGCUGGACAUAGUGCGGCGGCGGAUGCAGACGGCGCCGCUGACCGGCCACGCGUACACCAGCAUCUGGGGCACCCUCCGGUCGGUCUACCUCGAGGAGGGCCUCGUCGGGGGCCUCUACAAGGGCCUCAGCAUGAACUGGGUCAAGGGCCCUAUCGCAGUCGGCAUCAGCUUCAUGACCUUCGACAUCUCCCAGCAAGCCCUGAGGAAGGUCAUUGUUGUCUCCGGCGGGUCCGAGCACGCGCCCGCGCCCGUGAGAGACUAAAGCUUGCACGGCGACAGACAGUCGCUGGGUCGUGUUCAACGGGCCUCCUGGAAACGCUGCUCCAUAAGGGUUGCAUCGUCCGUUUUCGAAACUCGGAAAGGGAAGAGCGGUGGCCUCCGUCCGCAGAGCAUGCGCACGCAUUGAUGUGCCAGACAGUUGCUCGGUCGUGUCCGGCGCGACGCCACUGCACUGAGAAAGUGACCUUUUUUGAUUGGUAACGCAGAAAGACUAGAGCAGUGGCAUUGAACGCGUAAUGCACCGAACAAUCCCUCGGUCGAUCGGGUCUGCGGCGACUCUAAAGAUUCCUUCCGGAAUGCCACGUCGCCGCACAUACAAACUGUGUCCCAUUUAUCACUUUUUUUUUUUUUUUUGUUGGGGUGACGUACAGCAGAAUCCCCCUCGAGGUGGUCGUGAACCUAUGAGGCAAGGCGUCCGUCGUUUGACAGCGAGGGGGACUCGGAGGCGUUGCACAUCCACCUCUCCGAGCAGCUUCUCUUCUAGUCAGUAACGGUGAGAAAAGGGAUUGCGGUACGGGGAGGUUUACUCGAGGGGGCUUUGCCGUAUUAUGUAAUUGUAGAUAAUCGGAGGAAAUUAUUUUCUAGAUGGAUCGUUAGACGUAUAUUCUUUGGUUAAUAAAAAAAGUGAUUAUGAACCUGUG
Molecule: messenger RNA, 1737 nt
Organism: Ixodes scapularis (black-legged tick)
Lineage: Eukaryota; Metazoa; Arthropoda; Arachnida; Ixodida; Ixodidae
Gene: DPCoAC
Product: mitochondrial coenzyme A transporter SLC25A42
Exons: 6
Coding region: 36-1079 (347 amino acids)
Biological process (GO): transmembrane transport
Cellular component (GO): mitochondrial inner membrane
Source: RefSeq, a predicted model, not a curated record